UCAGCAAAAUCUGGAAAAGAGUUUGAAGAGAGAAAAAUAAAAAUUAAAUGAGAAAAAGAAAAAGAAAAAGAAACGAUUGAGCAAAAUGGGGUGUGUGUGCAUAUGUGUUGGUGUAUCUGCAUGACACCAAAUCAGUGGAAGAGACUCAGAAAUCCUCUACCUCAAAAUUUCUCAUUUAUAAGCAAACCCAAGUUGGGAGAAAAUAUUCAUAUCAAGUGGCCAUGGGGUUGGAUUGAAUUUCCCUUUUUCUUCCUCUCCUAUCUCUGCUUCACAACUUUCUUUUUCAUGGAAGUUUUCACCUUUCACCCUCUCUUCUCUAUUUCUCUCUACAGAAUUCAACUUCCCUUGCCUUUCACUUUUUAGAUUGGGGACAAGAAUUCAAGGACUCAAAUUGCAUGUGGGUUUUCCAGAAUUCUCAUGUUGUUGUAAGGUUUUUGACUCACUAGAGACCUUUUCCUAUAAGACAUGGCAGCACCUUUUUCUUCAGCAUCUCUCUUUGGAAUCAGAGAAGAGGAUCAGAAUCAGAUGAAGCAGCAGCAUUCCUCAACCACAACACCAUCAUCCUCAUCAACUCCAGCUGCACCACCACCCCAGAAGAAAAGAAGAAACCAACCUGGAACACCAAAUCCAGAUGCUGAGGUGAUAGCACUAUCUCCGAAGACUCUAAUGGCAACAAACAGGUUUAUAUGCGAAGUGUGCAAUAAAGGGUUUCAAAGGGAGCAAAACCUACAGCUUCACAGAAGAGGACACAAUCUGCCAUGGAAGUUGAAGCAGAAGAGUAACAAAGAGCCAAAGAGAAAGGUUUAUCUGUGUCCUGAGCCCACAUGUGUUCAUCAUGACCCUUCAAGGGCUCUUGGAGACCUCACUGGCAUUAAGAAACACUACUCUCGCAAACAUGGUGAGAAGAAAUGGAAGUGUGACAAAUGCUCCAAAAAAUAUGCUGUUCAAUCAGAUUGGAAGGCUCACUCCAAAACCUGUGGCACCAGAGAGUAUAGAUGUGACUGUGGCACCCUCUUCUCCAGACGUGACAGUUUCAUCACUCACAGAGCCUUUUGUGAUGCUUUGGCACAAGAAAGUGCAAGAGAGCCACCUACUUUGAGCAGUGCCAUUGGCAACCAACUAUUUGGAAACAGUAACAACAUGUCCUUAGGCUUAUCUCAGAAUUUGGGUUCUCAGAUCCCUUCAAUCCAUGACCAAAACUCUCAACCCAGUGACCUAUUGCGUUUUUGUGGUGCACCAAGGACUGGUCCAUUUGACCACAUUCUCCCACCAAACAUGGCCUCACCCUUCAGACCCUCCUCACACCAAAUCAUGCAACUUCAAAACCCUCCAUUCUUCAUGCCAGAAUCAAACCAAAACUACCAUGACCACCAACAAGGUUUAAUCUCAAACAAGCCUUUUCAAGGAAUGAUACAACUAUCUGACCUCAACAACAGCAACACCCCUUCUGCCUCCAACCUCUUCAAUCUUCCUUUUCUAUCCAACCGAGGCCACACCCCCAACUACUCCGAGGAACACCACUUCAACCCCACAGAAGGCUCUAAUUUCUUCACAGAAGGCACCAUAAUCGGCACCGAUCACCAAACAAGCUCCGCCACUGCCCCUUCGGUUUUCAGCACCUCUCUCCAAAACACCACCAACAUGUCUCACAUGUCAGCAACUGCACUGCUCCAAAAAGCUGCUCAAAUGGGUGCUGCAAGUUCCAGCACCAACAACAGUGCCUCCUCUCUUCUAAGAAGCUUAGCAUCCAAAUCUGAUCACAGGCCACUCCUCAGUGCUGCAAACUACAGCAACAUCUUGAACUCCAGCGUGCAAGAGAUGAUGAACCUUCCCGGCUUCGAAGCAUAUGAUCAUGGCAUCACCAACAAGGAACCAAAACUCAGCGUUGGAGGCUCUGAUAGGCUCACCCGAGAUUUUCUAGGAGUUGCACAGCAACAACAACAGCAACGUGGGUUUAACUUGAGCUCUUUGGAAGCAGAGACAAACAAUGCGGCGCCGUCAGGUCAAUCUUUCGGAGGUGGAGCAAACUUUCAGUGAACAAGUACAAUAAGUUGUUGGACUUUGGUUGCAGGAAUGUGAACUUGAUCCAUUCAUAAAUGAGCAUCUAUUUGGAUCUUCGGGAGCAGCAUAUUUGGAGUUUCUGUAUAGAACGAGCUAGUUUCAAGAUUUUCAAACAGUUGAAAAUUGACUUCUUCCUUACAUCAUCGUACUUUGGAAAAGCUUAAAAAAAUUGGUAUUAGGAUAUUUCAAACAGAACUUGUUUCAAAAUUUUCAUGGUUAACUUAAUUACUAGAUUUUUCUAUAUAUUAUUAGACAAUGCUUUUGAUAUGAAUAAUAGUCAU
Messenger RNA from Vigna radiata var. radiata (mung bean), 2342 nucleotides. RefSeq names its product protein indeterminate-domain 5, chloroplastic. Bases 466 to 2037 code for a protein of 523 amino acids. Lineage: Eukaryota; Viridiplantae; Streptophyta; Magnoliopsida; Fabales; Fabaceae. Gene Ontology annotation, cellular component: nucleus. The record is from RefSeq and is a predicted model, not a curated record. Gene Ontology annotation, molecular function: DNA-binding transcription factor activity. The transcript is spliced from 4 exons.